GCGAUUACAGAGUUAGUACGUCGAGAACCUCGGUCGAGGCCGCUUUAACAAAAUUAACUUCAUCUUUUAAAACUAAAUAGAAAAUGUUAUUGUAAAAUCGUUUCUUAUUAAACUUAACAGUUUAUUUCGACGCCCCAAAUUAAAUUUAAUCAAUCAAAUUUUAAUCAAUUAAGUUUAGUGUCCGGAUUUCAAAUUUGGUUCGCAACAAAACCAACAGACAAAAAAUGCUAAAAUUUUUAUUAACAUCACUAUUUAUUCAUCAAACGCUUUCAAACACAAUACAUAAAAGGGAUGUAGGUGAUUUUGAAUUUUUAAUUCUUCACAACAACGAUAUGCACGCUCGAUUCGAAGAGACGCGCGAAUCAUUAGGAGGUCGAUUAGUGGGGGGAUUUGCUCGAACUUCCUAUUUGAUUCAAGAAGCACGAAAUGCCAGCAACGAAGGAAGAGGUCCGCCGGUUCUUUAUUUAAACGCUGGAGAUACUUACACAGGAACGGUUUGGUUUACUGUACACAAAGAUAAAAUCGCUACCGAUUUUAUGAACGCGUUAAUGCCAGAUGCUAUGUCUUUUGGCAACCACGAAUUUGAUAAUGGAGUAAAAGGAGUAAUCCCUUUCUUAGAAAACAUAAAAUUUCCUUUAAUAGCAUCAAAUCUUGAUUUGUCCAAAGAACCCCAAUUGAAAAAUUUAGUUCAAAAAUCGAUAAUUUUAAAUUUACACGGUCGAAAAAUCGGAAUAAUCGGAUACGUAACUCCGGAAACUCGUUUAAUGUCUUCAGUUGGCAGUAUAGGAUUUAACGACGAGAUUCAAUCGGUUAGAAAAGAAGCGGAACGUCUCACGAAAGAAGGGAUCAACAUCAUCAUAGCUUUAGGACAUUCCGGGUUCAAAAUGGAUAAGAAAAUUGCUAAAGAAGUGAAAGAGGUCGACAUUGUAAUUGGUGGGCAUACAAAUACUUUCCUUUGGAAUGGUGUUGAACCGGAUAAAGAGAAGGCAGAAGAUGCUUACCCGGCGGAAGUGGUUCAAAAAAGUGGCAAAAUAGUUCCUGUUGUACAAGCAUACGCUUACACUAAAUAUUUAGGAAAAUUAUCUGUAAAUUUUGAUCGAAACGGUGUUUUAAAAACAUUUAGGGGACAACCAAUUUUCAUCGACGAAACCGUUCCUCAAGAUCCUCAAGUAUUAAAACUUUUAGACAAAUAUCGUCCUGAUAUAAUCGCAUUAAACACAACUAUGAUUGGAAAAACGAAAGUGUUUUUAGAAGGAGAUACUUGCAGAGAACGUGAAUGUAAUUUUGGAAACCUCGCAAUGGACGCUUUCAUAAAUUACAGAUCAUCGCGUUAUCAAGGACUUUAUUGGACGGAUACUGCCAUAGCCUUAAUGAAUUCGGGUUCAAUCCGUCAAAGCAUUAAUUCAACAUUACGAGAUCAUCAAGUUUAUAAAGCUGACAUUCUCGGAUCGCUUCCCUUCGGCCAAUUACUUUAUUUAAUCGAAUUAAAAGGUGAAGAUUUAUUGAAAUCGUUGGAAAUCGGGGCAAGAUCCAACGGGGAAACUUCGAAGGGUGAAUUUUUAUUAACUUCAGGUUUAAAAGUGGAGUAUAAUUUCAAAAAACCUGUAGGAAAUCGCGUGAUUUCCGUUAAAGUGAGAUGUGCAGCUUGUGAUGUGCCCAGUUAUUCCCCGAUUUCAAAGAACGAAUAUUAUAGGAUUAUAACAACGUUGUUUUUGGUGAAGGGCGGCGAUGGGCACUCUAUAAUUAGGGAUAAACCAAGGAAUUAUAUUCCUUUGGAUGCGGUUGAAGCGGAAGCUGUGAUUGAAUAUUUCCAAACGGUGAAUGUUGUUACUCCAGAAUUAGAUGAAAGGACAAGAAUAGUGAUGGGUUCUUCCAAAGGGGUUAAAUUUGAUUAUAAUCUGUUUGUUGUAGUGAUAGGAUUAGUUUUAAACUGUUUUUGAAGUUGUGAAAUUAAAUUUGAUUUGAUACAAAAAGUAUUAAUUUGUCUCCAAAAAUAAAU
This is a messenger RNA of Onthophagus taurus, 1999 nucleotides long. Its product is annotated as protein 5NUC-like. Gene Ontology annotation, cellular component: plasma membrane. Gene Ontology annotation, molecular function: 5'-nucleotidase activity. NCBI's taxonomy places the organism in Eukaryota, Metazoa, Arthropoda, Insecta, Coleoptera, Scarabaeidae. The record is from RefSeq and is a predicted model, not a curated record. Gene Ontology annotation, biological process: AMP catabolic process.